AGACAUGGCCCACUGAUGCUUUUAAAGCUCGGUGAGGUUAACACCCUCGUUGUUUCCUCCCCUGAAGCAGCCAGAGAGAUCAUGAAGACCCAUGACAUCACGUUCGCAAACAGACCCAUGCCAAUCGGCAGCAAGAUGGCGUCGUACGGUGGCAAGGACCUCAUCUUCGCCCCCUACGGCGACUACUGGAGGGAUCUUCGAAAGAUGUGCGUCUUGGAGCUACUAAGUGCCAAGCGUGUCCAAUCCUUUCAGGCAAUUCGCGAAGAGGAGGUGCACAAUCUCAUUCGAUCCAUUUCUUCGAUGAAAACCACUUCAUCACUCGUGAACCUUAGCCAGAAGCUGUUCAUGCUGAACAAUGACAUUAUUAUGAGGGCCGUCGUUGGAAACAGGUGCAAGGAUCAGAAUACUUUUAUACUAGCAUUGACAGAAAUGAUAAAACUAGCAGGAGGCUUCGGUCUGGCAGACCUUUUCCCAUCUUCAUUGCUUAUCAGCCGCAUUAACAUGAUGGCAUCCAAGUUGCCGAGAUAUCAACAGAAGGUGGGCGGGAUCUUGGACGACAUCAUCCACGAUCACCAAGAAAGGAAGAAGGCUAAACUGGUAGAGGAAGAUUUGCUUGAUGUUCUCCUGAGAAUUCGAGAGGAAGGUGGCCUUCCAUCUACUCCUCUCACACUAGAUGAAAUCAAAGCUGUGAUCUUGGACAUGUUCGGCGCAGGGACCGAGACUUCGUCCACCACUUUGGAUUGGGCCAUGGCAGAGCUGAUGAAAAAUCCAAAAGUAUUGAAGAGGGCGCAAGCAGAGGUGAGGGAGUUACUUUGCAGGAAGACGAUGGUGACUGAGAGCGAGAUUAGUGACAUAAACUACCUGAAACUGGUCAUCAAGGAGACCCUGAGGUUGCACCCACCAGUUCCCCUGCUAGUCCCUCGAGAGUCCCGAGAGAGGGUUGAGGUACUCGGUUACGAGAUUCCUGAGAAGGUGAGGGUACUUGUGAAUGCUUGGGCAUUAGGGAGGGAUCCGCAAAUUUGGGACGACGCAGAAGAGUUCAAACCGGAGAGAUUUGAUGGAAGCACCAUUGAUUUCAAGGGGACCAACUUUGAGUUCGUACCUUUUGGAGCUGGUAGAAGGAUAUGCCCGGGGAUCUCAUUUGCACUCGCCAAUGUGGAGCUUACCCUUGCUUGCCUUCUCUACUACUUCAACUGGGAACUUCCUGAUGGAAUGGAGCCUAGUGAUUUGGACAUGGCUGAAUCCUUUGGGAUGACAUCUCGAAGAAAAUUAGAGCUGUGUUUACGUGCUAUUCCCGUGGUAUAG
Elaeis guineensis (African oil palm) is the source of this 1305-nucleotide messenger RNA. The record is from RefSeq and is a predicted model, not a curated record. NCBI's taxonomy places the organism in Eukaryota, Viridiplantae, Streptophyta, Magnoliopsida, Arecales, Arecaceae.